Molecule: messenger RNA, 2150 nt
Organism: Acaulospora morrowiae
Lineage: Eukaryota; Fungi; Glomeromycota; Glomeromycetes; Diversisporales; Acaulosporaceae
Source: the annotation of a GenBank genome assembly
AGGUGGAUACUUUCCAAUAUCUUCGUGUUAAUAUUAUGGAUCCAAAUCAACCAACAAAACCAGUCACCGAUGAAUCGGUUGUUUUACAAUAUCUGGCCCAAAUGGGUUAUAAACAAACUGAAUUGAUGUUUCGGCAAGAGGCUGCGAGAGUCCAAUCUAACGAACAAAUUAUUUCUGACUUUUCAACGCCUUACCUUUCUCUGAGUCAUAGGAGCAUUAGUCCAGAGGAAUACAAGCAAAGCUACUUGAAUUUAAAGAAAUCGGUUGAACAAUCUAUGGACAAGUUUAAGGGCGAAUUGCAAGCAGUUUUAUAUCCGAUAUUUGUACACGUAUAUCUUGAACAGAUUUCAAAGAGUAUGCUCGAACAAGCAACCGAGUUUUUCAAUGAGUAUCAGUCGGAUCACAUUACCUAUGACAGAGAGCUAAAGGCUUUACGUGUGAUAACACAGCCGCAUCACGUACAAGAGAACGAGCUUGCGCAAAAAUUUCGAACAAAAAAGUUUACUGUGCGAAUGACAAUAACUUCAUAUCAAAUAUUGAUUGAUCAUUUGCAGGAUGACAGCCUUCUCUUAAGAAUUGUAAAUCGACAUCUUAACAUUGAAUCUCAACAAGGAACCAUAGGUGGUGGUUCGUCCCACACAGAUAUUGGGAUUCCUAGUUAUUCGUCACAAGAACUUGAAGAAUUUAACAGACAGGAAGUUCAGUUGGGUCAUUUACCAAUGGACCCGGCUUUACGCGAUGAGGUCAAGAAGACGUUAACUGAAGAAGACAAUUAUCGCAAAGCAAUUAUGGAAGCCGAAUAUAAUGCAGAAUCAGACGGGCAACAGAUUAAUGGUGUUCCAGACCAAUAUUCUUCGCUCCAACAAGAGUUUGUUGAAAAAAUCAGGAAGGAACAAAGCUCUGAUGCACCUGAUAGAGCUUCUAUACCUCUGCCGUCAUACAAGGGAGCUGACGUGCAUUCACAAGUCGAAUUGGUUAAAGACAUGACACAGCGAAUAAAAUUGGGACCCUCCGUACUACCAUCAGUCUGUUUUUAUACUUUUCAUAAUACAAACGAUAGCUUAAAUUGUUUGUCCAUCUCCGAAGAUUCUUCUCUUAUUGCGGGAGGUUUCUCGGAUUCGUAUAUAAAGAUUUGGAGUUUGAAGGGUGAAAAGCUUAGAGGGUUUAAGAGUCAGCUUAGGACGGCGGAAAUUAAUUCGGUAUAUGACUUGGAAAAUGUGAGAGAAGAGAGUGGUAGCGAUUAUAAAAAACUCUUAGGGCAUUCAGGUCCCGUUUUAGGUUUAAGUUUUAGCCCAGAUAAAAGGUAUCUAAUUUCUUGCUCAGAAGAUAGAACAGCAAGGCUAUGGAGUACGGAUACCUACACUAAUCUUGUAAGCUAUAAGGGACAUAAUUCUCCAGUUUGGGACGUAAACUUUAGUCCAGUAGGUUUUUAUUUCGCAACAGCUGGACACGAUAGGACUGCUAGAUUAUGGAGUUGCGAUCAUAUUUAUCCAUUGAGAAUUUUUGUCGGACAUAUGUCAGACGUGGACUGCAUCAGGUUCCACCCCAAUUCUAAAUACAUUAUCACUGGAUCCAGUGACAAGUCUGUUCGCAUGUGGGAUGUCCAACGUGGAUCGUGUUUUCGAAUAUUCUCGGGUCAUACUAGAGGUAUUCAUUGUUUGGCUAUAUCGUCUGAUGGGCGUUUACUGGCUUCUGGCGGUGAGGAUAAGUCAAUAAUCAUAUGGGACCUAGGAACCGGAAAGCAACUUAAAAAAAUGACAGGUCACACAGAUAUCAUUUAUUCAUUGGAUUUUAGUAAAGAGGAUAACAUUCUUGUGUCCGGAAGUGCUGAUAAUACCGUUCGCAUGUGGGACGUUAAGAAAGGUAUUUCAAACGGUUCAAAUGAAGAUGAUCAAUUGUCAUUAAUAGACAAACAGAAAACCCAAGAAAAUGGUGACAUCAAUUAUUCGUUCAUGAAGUCGGACACUUCAUCAGUAGUUGCAUCUCAAGAUCUCUUGACGGUAUUACCAACGAAGAAAACACCAGUUUAUAAAAUACAUUUCACGGGAAGAAACCUAUGUCUCGCUGCAGGUGCUUACUCAGCCAGCGAAGAAGAGAAACUUGAUUGGGAACAAAAAAUUAAGUCUGAACAAAAAAAGGAUCAAGAUUAA